CAUAACAAGCGGUUGCCAUGCAAGAUAAGCCCACAUUUUGGAAGAGUGGGUUUAACAAGAUACCGUUGACAAGCAGAGUGUCUAGAAAAAUAUCAAACAUAGAAAGAACACAUGGAACAAGGCAACAACAGUCGGACACGGACUGUAAUAAUAUCUAAUAGGAUAACCGCUUAAUCAUAUACACACACACAAGCUCUAUACAAGAUAUUGUCAGUACCUAACGGCAGUUAACCAAGCUAUUGUACGAUUAUUACUUCAGUAGAAGAAAAUGUAUCGAUGGAGUUGGUUUGCGUUUUUUCUUGGUACUGCAGUGGCUGAAAUAACCAAUUAUAAACGUGUGUGUUAUUUUACUAGCUGGUCAUCAGGACGACCUGGCUUAGCUAGUUUUACAGUAGCCAAUAUUACAGACCCUUCAAUAUGUACACAUUAUAUUUAUUCUUUUGCUGGAGUAGAAUCUAGUACUAAAACUAUUAUACCACUUGCUGAGACUGAUGAAAAUGGUGGAUAUACAGAAUUAACUUCUAUAAAGAAACUUGUACCGGAAGUGAAGGUUAUGUUGGCAGUAGGUGGAUGGUCUUUUGGAAUUGUACCGUUUACGGAGUUAGCAAACACAUCGGAGAGUAUUGAUGAAUUUUGCGAAAACGCAAUUAAAUAUUUGAGAAAAUGGGAUUUCGAUGGUCUAGAUCUGGAUUGGGAAUACCCUACAGAGCGAGGAGGCGGAAUGGAAGAUAGAGAGAAUUUUGUUAUUUUAUUAAAGAAGCUAAGAAUGAGUUUUGAAGCAGAAGCUAAAGACUCAAAUAAACCAAGGUUACUCCUGUCCUCAGCGGUACCCAUUAUUAAAUAUGUUAUUGACAAAGGCUAUGAUACUAAAAGUAUAGGCCAAUAUGUUGAUUUCCUGAACAUUAUGGUCUAUGAUCUGUAUGGUGGCUGGUCUACUAAAAUAGGACAUCAUGCACCAUUGUAUGCAAGUUCACAAGAAACUGAAGCGGAACAAACAUUAAAUGUGGAUUGGGGUAUGAACUACUGGACUGUGAAUAUUAGCCGAGAGAAAAUAGUAUUAGGCAUGCCUUUAUAUUCCCGUACCUUCAAACUCUACAAUAAUUCACUUACUCAGCCUGGAAGUCCAAUGAAUGGAACUGGCAGUCCUGGUCCAUAUACAGACUCUUCAGGAAUAAUGGCGUUCUUUGAGGUUUGUAAGGUGAUUCAAUCAGGCGAAUAUAACGAAGCAUGGAGUGAAGAACAGAGUGUACCUUAUGCUUAUUCUAAAACUGAUUGGCUGGGUUAUGACAAUGUGAGAAGUGCUAAAUUAAAGGCAAAUUAUGUAAAAGAUCAUCAGUUUGGUGGCAUCAUGGUUUGGGAACUGUCUUUUGAUGAUUUUGGUGGGAGCCAUUGUGAAAUGGGCAAAUUUCCAUUAUUGAACACAUUGAAACAAACUUUAACUUCUGCUAGAGAGGCUUGUGAGCCAGGGUCAUCGGGUCAUCAGAAUAAGAUGGGUUGUAAGCCAUGUCCAAGAAAUACAUAUCAACCUAACAGUGCCGCAACAUCCUGUAACAAAUGUCCUUUAGGAGAAAUAACAAAAGAUGAACAUUCGCAAGGCGAUUAUCAAUGUAUAUUGGACUGUUCAUCUGGUUGGGAGUUCAACUCUGCCAGUAAGAAGUGUACCGAGUGUCCUAUCGGCUAUUACAGACAGAAACCUGAAUCUUGGCACUGUAAAAAAUGCGAGGCCGGCUAUACAACGGUUACGACAGGUAGCAGUGGGUGUGUACAACAACCAGAGGGUUACGUAGCACAAGAAAUCCACACUGUUGAUAUAGAAGUAAACGUUCAGAUAAAGACAACCUCCUGUACGAACAAGGAUCUACUGGAAGCAGCUGUUUUAUCCUCUAUAAAAGCUCAACUAUUAAACAUGUCUGUUGAUUGGUCUGGUAUCUGUACUGAUGAUGAUUGUAGUAAUGUUAUAGUACGGGGAAUGACAGGGUGUGAAACCAGGAGAAAGAGAGAUGUCAGUACAGAUAAAACUCUGAUAGUACAGGUUGUUGUUAAAGGUGUGCCAGAAGAACUUCAUAAUGGCGUGGAGACAAGAAACACUGCUAAUAUGAUAACUGAGGUUUUAAAUAAACGAGAAUAUUUUACUACUCUUGAUUCCUAUAUGCUAACAUAUGAAGGUGCAACAUCAGUGACGUCAAGUGUUGUAUGUAAACAACAAUAUUACUCUCUUCAAAACGAUGUUUGUGCACCAUGUCCAAAUGGUUCAUAUUUCAAUGUGAUGUCAUUGUCAUGUAGUCUGUGUGGUGUUGGUACGUACCAGGAUGACCCGGGUAGCAACUUCUGUAAACUGUGUCCAGGUAUACUGUCUACAAAAUAUGAGGGCUCCAAUAACAUCAAUCAGUGCAUCUCUAAAUGUAUGAUAGACACAGACUAUUGUAAAAACGAUGGCAAGUGUUUGUCUAAUGAUACAAGUGUUACCUGUCAAUGUAUGAAAGAAUUCGACGGAGUGCGGUGUGAAAAAGUUAAAGACAUACCAUUAGAUAAACCAUUAAUAGUUGGUGCGGCUGUUGGUGCUACGGUAGCUGUACUUUUAUUGGCUUUAAUUAUUGUUUCUGCGUGUGCUUGUUGGACAUAUGGGCGACGGUCAAGGAGUUACCCGCAACUGAAGAAAAACGCGAGAUCGUCUAGAUAUGAAAGGGGUCUCAUAGAUGGAGGAAACGUGUCGGUGGUACCCACUUUACGAUCUCUUCCAUCUGACUAUUACCACAAUUACUAUACGUUACGGGCUGUUCCACAGAAUAUGUAUAAAUAUGAUACCGCUAAGUCAAACAAGAGAACGACCAAGAAGGAUUUCAAAUUAUAAGUAAUGUGACAAGUAAUGUCAGUAAUACCGAAAAAGUGAAAUUUUGUGUUUAAAUUUUAUUGUUGAAUAUUGUUCACAUACAAACUAUAUAUAUACACGUAUACUAUAUAUUCAUAAACAAUAACAUGUUCUGUACUGUAAAUAUUCAUAAACUAGAUAAUAUAUUCUGUAUUGUAUUAAAGGCUCGGUGCGUCAUUUGCAUUUUCGAUUAAAUUCAUGCCUUAAUUCACACUAAAUAUGUACUCCGGUGCAUUAAUUAACAAAAUACCAACGCUAGAUAAUCUCCCGGCAUGGAUUUAAACUAGACUCAUCGGGUUUCUCCGCAACCAAUAAUAGAUGGUAGAUUAUGAUAAUGAGCAGCAUAGAUCGAUGGAAUUUUAAUUUAUCAUAACGGAAUUGCACAAUAUUGUAGUUUGCAAAUGAUUGCCACAGCGCUAAAUUGAUGCAUCAAAACUUUACAUAUUCAUAAACUAUAUGUUCUGUGCUUUAAAAAAUAUUCAUUAAAUAAUAUGUUCCAUACAGUAAUAAAUAUUGUGUGUUCGCAUUCACGGUGGACCCUAUGUUUUAAGGAACUAGGGGAACUAACUCUGGGGGUGACGUGUACAAACGGAUGCCAUGUAGGAGAAUUUGUCCUUUAAAUCGAACCAUCCAGUUCAAAUAUUUCGAUUGUACAUCGUUUAAAUGUUCGUAAAACAAUGCAAUAAACAUCGCCUCGAACAAAUAUUUAUAAUAUAUAUUUACUGUACUAUAUAAUAAAUAUUCAUAAACUUAUGCUUUGUACUGCAAUAAAUAUUCAUAAACUAUAAAUGUUCUGUUCUGUAAUAAAUAUUCAUCAAAUAUAAUGUUCUGUACUAUACAUAAAGUAUAAAUAUGUUCUUUCUGUACUGUAACAAAAAUCAUAAAAUAUAUGGUCUGUACAUGAAUUUUAAACCACCUUUAAACACAUGUAUAAUUAAAUAUCUUUCAGUUUUAA
Molecule: messenger RNA, 3824 nt
Organism: Patella vulgata (common limpet)
Lineage: Eukaryota; Metazoa; Mollusca; Gastropoda; Patellidae
Product: chitotriosidase-1
Exons: 19
Coding region: 269-2851 (860 amino acids)
Biological process (GO): carbohydrate metabolic process; chitin catabolic process
Cellular component (GO): extracellular region
Molecular function (GO): chitinase activity; chitin binding
Source: RefSeq, a predicted model, not a curated record